Messenger RNA from Linum tenue, 1317 nucleotides. The record is from the annotation of a GenBank genome assembly. NCBI's taxonomy places the organism in Eukaryota, Viridiplantae, Streptophyta, Magnoliopsida, Malpighiales, Linaceae.
CUUCCGUUAGUUCAGAAACCGCAGUCAGAGAUUCCAUCUCUUAUCUCUCUCUCGCUCUCCUUCUCCCCUGUUCCCCCUUCUCUGAAAAAUCCGCCCCUCUUCCCCUGCCCCUUGCCGGUUGACCUUCUCCUCUUCCAGCCUGCUCGACGUCCCACUGUCUCCUCGGUCGCCGUCGCCGGUUCUCUUCAUCUAUGGAGGUUGCGGGUCCUCUUAAUCUAUGGAGAUCGCCGGUCUUCUUUUAUUCUAUGGAGUUGAAGAUGGCUCUCCUCCCUUCCGGCGUAUCCGAUGUACUCUUUCUUCCAUAUACGGCUGUCCGAUCCCGGCUGUCAGCACCCUUACCCUGUUCUUCAUCGUGUCUUUGCUUAUGUGAUGACUCUCAAGAGGGAGGCUGGGCUCACAUACCUCACUUCGGUUCCUGUGGUGACUGGAGUCAUUAUUGCCAUUGAGGUAUUUGAUUUCUUGGAAGAUAUCUCUGGCAGUUUGACACAUUUGGCUACUAGGGAACUCUCCAUUCUGAAGGACAUAAAGGUGCUAUCAGAGCUCCAUAUUGAAGUUGAUAUCUGCGUUCCAUCAGGUAAAACUUGACAGCAAUAGAUUCGAAUGAAAACCUGUCAUUAUGCUGCGCCAGCCCUAGCAAAAACUGCUGCUGCUGCUUUUGCUAUCGCCUCUCCUAAUGCCCCCUCUCUGGCGUCCUCUGGGAUUCUUCCAUCCAUGAUAGCUUUAAUCUGAUCUUUUGAACCCCCUGCACCUCUGACAACAUCAGCAAGAACCGUCUUGCUAUUGGCAGCACGGCAAAUGUGAUCGGGAAUGUGCCUGUUCCUUCGCUCCAGACAAUUCGGGCAAUACCUUAAACUUCCCUUCACUCUAUAAGUAUUGCAAUAAUUACCAAGCAUUCAAUCAGAUUUAACUUAUCUAAUAGUUCUCCUACUAACUCAUCUCCACUUCACAGCCUCUAUAAUCACCUCCAGUCUGCAAGAAUUAUAAUAAUUACCAAGCAUUCAAUCACCCCUAUAACCAUCCUUUCUCUAAUCAUCGGACAGAAUUUCCCUUUCCAGCGCUCUUAACGCAUCUAACUGAACUCUUAAUGAAAUAAAACUAAUUGAUGCCAGUGGCGAGUGGAUUUUCCUUCCCGGCACUCUCAUCGGACAGAAUUUCCUUUCCCGGUGCUCACAACGGAUCUAGCUUAACCUCGAACCCUAGGUGUUGCGAAUCAUAUGAAUUAAAACGAGUCGUUGCCAGUGGGGAGUGGAUUUCCCUUCUCGGCGCUCUUAACAGAUCUCAUUAACUGUAACCUCGGUGCUAUUGUGGAGUGGAUAA